Soboliphyme baturini is the source of this 903-nucleotide messenger RNA. The record is from the annotation of a GenBank genome assembly. Lineage: Eukaryota; Metazoa; Nematoda; Enoplea; Dioctophymatida; Soboliphymatidae.
AUGGUUGUGGAGGUCGUUUCUACCGAGAACAGGGAAACCGCCCUGAACAUUCUGAUGAAACAGAACGAUCCAUACUCUUUGGUCGUUCGCGGAAUGAUACAGAAUGUGCUGAAUGGAACGAUCAGCGAAGGACAGGUGUUUUCUGACUCUUGGCCAAACUUCCGAAACAUCGUAUGUCUACACGAUAGCCGGGAGUACAGUAAUUUCGACACUGAUUUUGUGACAUGGCACAGCACAACGGUGGACGACUUCGCUUUGUUCUUCCCGGAAAUGGUGGCCGUCAGACGCUGGAAACAGCGAGGCUUCAUCAUGCACUACGUAAGAUCAGAUUUUGCUGAUAUCAUCCUUGCUGUCAUGAGAUUAUCACCGUCAGAACUGCAAGUGAAUACGUUCCAGCUCUGCGUUGCUGGUAAGGAGCAUGAAGAAAAAAUGGCGAAGUUGCAACGAAAAAGGGCUGAGGCUAUUCAACAACUGCCUCCCGGGUUUAAAGUUGACAAGCUGUACGCCUACGAUGCCGAAUACGUGUCGCAGAUGCAGUCUCGCAAGAUGCCUGACAAAGUGAAUUAUUACCGAUGGUUAUUGAAGAAGUUUCCUACUCAAUGUGUCCGCAAUGAACAAGGUCAACCCAUUGCAUUCUCGUUAACAUACGACAGUGGCGCCGCUGGCGGUCUUUAUGUAGACCCUGAAUAUCGACGUCGUGGCCUUUCUCUCCUAGUGGAAGUAUCUCCGGACAAAACCCAAAUGCCGGUGCCCUUUGGCGCCGUUGCUUUCAACAAUCAGCGCUCAAAGAACCUGCAGAUCAAAUAUUUCGGUAUCCAAAUUUUGGAACAAACCGUUUCUUGGAUCAUUUAUUGCCCAUAUAAAGAAAUGGAGGAAAUCAACGCUCCUAAAUCUAAAAUCUAG